AUGGCAGACAAGGUCCUCUCAGAGAAACCCUCCUUCGAAGACACUAAUACUAUCAAUGAUUCUCCUCCCAAGUUCCAGAGCUUCUUCCAAGGGAAGAAAGACAAGGGCGAACAUGAAAAGAUCGAUACCACGGAUAUUGAUGCUAAACCAGUGGAACAAUCUCCACCAUCCGUCGGCUUUACGCAGCUAUUUCGGUAUGCUACUCCGUUCGAACUCUCCCUGAAUGCCAUUGGCAUCGUCGGCGCUAUAGUUGCAGGCGCCGCACAACCCCUUAUGACUUUAGUUUUUGGAAGGUUGAUUCAAGACUUCGUUGCCUUCGCCACUGCAAUGGAAAUUUAUCAGUCGGCAGGGUUAUCCGGAAACGCCACUGCAAUGUCCUCUGCGCAACAGAAUUUCGAUUCCGCGGCGAGCGAGUUCCGCAAGGGAGCUGCUCUGGAUGCUUCCUACUUGGCCUACAUCGGUGUUGCCAUGGCUGUAUGUACAUGGGUUUACAUGUAUCUAUGGAUAUACACCGGCGAGGUCAAUGCGAAGCGCAUUCGUGAGAAAUACCUUCAAGCCGUCCUCCGGCAAGACAUUGCUUAUUUUGAUCACAUCGGAGCUGGGGAGGUGGCCACUCGCAUCCAAACGGAUACCCACCUAGUUCAACAAGGGAUGUCGGAGAAGGUCGCAAUCGUGGUCAGCUUUCUCAGUGCUUUCUUCGUCGGUUAUAUUCUUGCGUAUACCCAGACUUGGCGUCUGGCUCUUGCCAUGUCGUCUAUCCUCCCGUGCAUGGGGGUAACUGGCGCUUUCAUGAACAUAUUCAUUGCCAAAUAUGCACAGCAGACACUUCAGUAUGUUGCUGAGAGUGGUACCAUCGCCGAAGAAGUUAUUUCUACCAUCCGAACGGCGCAAGCUUUUGGUUCGCAAAAAGUGCUGGGAUCCCUCUUCAACAAGAAGAUAGAUUCGAUUCGGACCGUGAACGCGAAGUCUGCCAUUUGGACCGGAUGUGGUCUCGGAGUCUUUUUCUUCAUCAUUUAUGCUGUCUAUGCACUUGCUUUCGACUUCGGUACAACUCUGAUCAAUGAAGGUCACGCGACCGUUUCGGAAGUUUUCGUCGCCUUCAUGGCUAUCCUCAUUGGUUCGUUAUCUCUGGCCAUGAUGGCACCGGAAGCACGAGCUGUAACUACCGCCCUUGGGGCAGCCGCAAAGUUAUAUGCUACCAUUGAACGUGUGCCCGACAUCGAUUCUGCCAGCACCGAUGGACUCAAGCCCGAGAAAGUCGUCGGUGAGAUAACCCUGGAGGACGUGCGAUUCAGUUAUCCCGCUCGUCCCGACGUUCCGAUUCUCAAAGGUGUCGACAUAACUUUCGAGGCGGGAAAAACAGCCGCUCUCGUUGGAGCUUCUGGCUGCGGAAAGUCGACCAUCAUCUCGCUUGUCGAGCGUUUCUACGACCCUCUUAACGGUUCUGUCAAGCUCGACGGGGUGGAUCUUCGCGAUCUGAACAUAAAGUGGCUUCGCUCUCAGAUCGGCUUGGUUUCUCAAGAACCCGUGCUCUUCGCCACCACAAUCAGUGCUAAUGUAGGUUACGGCCUCAUCGGAACUCCCUAUGAGCACGCCUCGGAGGACGAAAAGUUCAAACUGAUCAAGGAGGCCUGCGUCAAGUCGAAUGCUGAUGGGUUUAUCAGCAAAUUGCCCCAAGGCUACGAUACUACCGUGGGCGAGCGUGGUUUCCUUCUUUCUGGUGGCCAAAAGCAACGUGUGGCGAUUGCGCGUGCAAUCGUUUCCGACCCACGAAUUCUUCUGCUUGACGAGGCAACCAGCGCUCUCGAUACGCGGUCGGAGGGUGUCGUGCAGGAUGCUCUUGACAAAGCGUCCGCUGGCCGAACGACCAUUGCAAUUGCCCACAGACUUUCCACGAUCAAGGGUGCCGACCAGAUCUUCGUCAUGGCCGAAGGUGCCGUCUUGGAACAAGGAACUCACGAGGAACUCAUCGCCAGGAACGGAGCUUACGCACGCCUCGUCCAAGCUCAGAAACUUCGGGAAACCAGAGAAGCGCAAGCCGACACGGAAAUUACUGUGAUUAGUAGCACGGCGGACAACGAAAAAGUCAUCGAGGUUCCGCUCGGGCGCUCCGAGACUCGCAGUUCAGUGACGUCAGACCUCACGAGGAUCGAAGAGAGAGGAAAAGCCGAAGUCGACGAGAACUCGUAUGGCCUAUUGUAUCUUUUCAGACGCAUUGGAGGUCUCAACCCGGAGGGGUAUCGUUUGUAUGUCAUCGGUGCACUAGCAGCAAUGACGGCUGGUAUGGUAUACCCAGUGUUUGCCAUCAUUUACGGCAAGGCGGUCAACGGAUUUUCCCAAACUGACCCUUCUGCGAGACGUCACGCCGGCGACAUGAACGCCCUGUGGUUCUUUAUCGUGGCCAUCGUCUCAUCCAUAGCUAUUGCCAUUCAAAACUAUGUCUUUACUCUAGCUGCCUCCGACUUGACGACGAAACUUCGAAUGCUCAGCUUCCGUGCGAUUCUCCGCCAAGAUAUUCAAUUCUUCGACAGAGUUGAAAACAAUACCGGCGUGCUCACAUCUCGAGUGAAUGAUAGCCCACAAAAGAUCGAAGGUUUGGCUGGAGUUACCCUUGGAGCUAUCAUCCAAGCCAUCACGACAUUGAUUGGUGGUUCAAUCAUUGGUUUGGCCUACGCAUGGAAGCCAGCUCUUGUCGGAAUGGCUUGCGUUCCUCUUCUCUUUUCUGCGGGUUUCGUCCGACUUCGCGUGGUUGCUCUCAAAGAUGAGGAAAACAAGGCUGCGCACGAUGAGUCUGCCAGAUUAGCAUGCGAGGCAGCAGGUGCCAUUCGUACUGUUGCGUCACUUACUCGGGAAAAUGAUUGUUUGAGGUUGUACUCGAGCAGUCUGGAGGAGCCUCUCAGAAACUCAAACAGGAGUGCAAUCUGGAGCAACCUGGUCUACGCGUUCUCUCAGUCCAGUUCUUUCUGGGCGAUCGCCCUCGUCUUUUGGUAUGGAUCCAGGCUUGUGUCCAGUUUGGAAAUACCGAUUACCAACUUCUUCACUGCUCUUAUGGCUGUUACCUUCGGAGGCAUGCAAGCUGGGAAUGUCUUUUCAUUCGUUCCUGACGUCUCGUCGGCUCGUGGUGCAGGUGCAUCUAUUAUCAAGUUACUGGACUCUACACCUGAGAUCGACGCCGAAGCUCCUGAAGGAAAGACGUUCGAGGGAAGAAUCGUCGAGGGCCAGGUUCGCCUGGAAGACGUUCACUUCCGCUACCCCAUGAGACCUACCGUCCCGGUCCUUCGUGGCCUGAACAUAACGGUCGCACCAGGUACCUAUGUUGCACUAGUUGGUGCAAGUGGUUGCGGGAAGAGUACUGUCAUUCAGUUAAUCGAGCGUUUCUACGACCCUUUAGUCGGCCAGGUCCUUCUUGACGGUCAACCCGUCAAUGAGUGCAAUAUCCAGGAAUAUAGGAAGCAGAUCGCACUAGUUUCGCAGGAACCUACACUUUACGCUGGUACCAUCCGUUUCAACAUCUUGCUUGGUGCAACCAAGCCGAUUUCCGAAGUCGCACACAAAGAGAUCGAGGAUGCAUGUCGAGAUGCUAACAUCUUAGACUUUAUCCAGUCGUUACCAGACGGCUUUGACACUGAAGUUGGUGGCAAGGGUUCACAGCUUUCAGGUGGCCAAAAGCAACGAAUUGCAAUUGCUCGGGCUCUUCUUCGCAGUCCCAAGGUUCUUCUGUUGGAUGAGGCAACAUCUGCUCUUGAUUCCACCUCAGAGAAGAUCGUGCAAGAGGCUCUCGAUCGGGCUGCAAAAGGCCGAACGACGAUUGCCAUUGCCCACCGUCUGUCUACUAUCCAGAAUGCCGACUGCAUUUACUUCAUUAAGGAAGGCCGUGUCAGCGAAGCUGGUACCCACGAUGAACUUCUUGCAUUGAGAGGAGACUAUUACGAAUACGUUCAGCUGCAGCUCCUGAAGAAAUAG
Messenger RNA from Pisolithus orientalis, 3963 nucleotides. RefSeq names its product P-loop containing nucleoside triphosphate hydrolase protein. Gene Ontology annotation, cellular component: membrane. Gene Ontology annotation, biological process: transmembrane transport. The record is from RefSeq and is a predicted model, not a curated record. The transcript has 23 exons. NCBI's taxonomy places the organism in Eukaryota, Fungi, Basidiomycota, Agaricomycetes, Boletales, Pisolithaceae. Gene Ontology annotation, molecular function: ATP binding; ABC-type transporter activity; ATP hydrolysis activity. Bases 1 to 3963 code for a protein of 1320 amino acids.